Molecule: messenger RNA, 483 nt
Organism: Clunio marinus
Lineage: Eukaryota; Metazoa; Arthropoda; Insecta; Diptera; Chironomidae
Source: the annotation of a GenBank genome assembly
AUGAUUAUAAACGGGUCUAAUAUUCUUGGUCCACAAUUUCCGCCACUUAAUUUUCUCAUCGACAAUGACUCACCUAGUCCAAUAAUUUCUCGUUCAAGAACACCCACACCAGAACGUGUUGAUAAUGAAGAAAAUCGUUCACAAUGCUGCGAAAUUGGCGGGUUGAUGGAAGACAAUAACAGCGUGAGUAAAUGUUCAAUGUGUGGAACAAGAUCACAUUUUCCAAAUAAACAAAUGUCAAAUUAUGUUUGCAGUAUCGAUGGAUCCAAUGCCGUUUUUCCAAAUAAGCGAUUACUUGACCGUCAUAGUUCGAAUCUUAAUUUACACAGAAAACUUUUGUCAACUAACGAUAGAAUUGAAACCUCCCAUCAGAAUCAUGCAGACGAGAAGAGUUUUUCGGAUUUUACUAAUCCAUUGCAAGCUGAACAUCUCGCACGUCUUUAUGUUAAUCCCAAAAACUUAGCGCUUGAGCUUAGAACUUGA